CGUAGGACGGUUAACGUAUAAAACCGAUUGCGAAGUUUAGCUCUUCGGUUUUGUUCAGCUGCUCAAAAUGACACUAUUAAAGUGUCAGCAUUGUGUUAGAGAGGAUAAAGCAGCAGAGGACACAGAUCAUGUGGAGAAAAUCUUGCCACCCGGCUACAGUCAUCUACUUUGUCAUUAUGAACUGCUGGAAAUGUCGGGGGAUAUUGAAAACUUCAGAGCAGCUCUUAAAUUGCAGAUGACUACUGAGGAGCAGGUCCAGAAGUGGUUGGAGGACUUCCAGAAGUCCUCAGCUUUAACAUGGAGGAAAUCCAGGACAUACCCUGACUCUGGACGCUACAACAAAUACAGAGUGGAUCUGAGAUGCCAGCACAAAACAUACAGUUCAUCAUCCAAAACGACCAAAAAUACCAACUGCCCUGCCACCAUGUUUCUGAUUCUCAAGAGAUUUAUGUAUGAAAGAAAGUCCAGAUCAGGAGACCCACACCUUGAAGAGGGCUAUUUCCUUCAUGUGAACUUGAGGAAUGAACAUAAUCAUAGACUGAACACAGCUGAGGCCAUGAGGUGGAGAGAUGUGUCGAAUGACACCAUUGAAAAGUUACAACAGCUCUACAAAAGCGGUCACUCUCCUUCAUCUGCACUCAAGAAUAUUAAAUACAGCCUGCAGGAAGAGGAAGGCGAUAACUACAUUUAUGCUACUGCGGACCGAUCCAUCUGCCCAGACCUUCAGUUCUGCUACAGGUCAGUCAAACUAGUUCAAAACACGUGUUUCAAACUCGUGUGUGGAUCUGAGAUGCCAGCACAAAACACAAGUUCAUCAUCCAAAACGACCAAAAAUACCAACUGCCCUGCCACCAUGUUUCUGAUUCUCAAGAGAUUUAUGUAUGAAAGAAAGUCCAGAUCAGGAGACCCACACCUUGAAGAGGGCUAUUUCCUUCAUGUGAACUUGAGGAAUGAACAUAAUCAUAGACUGAACACAGCUGAGGCCAUGAGGUGGAGAGAUGUGUCGAAUGACACCAUUGAAAAGUUACAACAGCUCUACAAAAGCGGUCACUCUCCUUCAUCUGCACUCAAGAAUAUUAAAUACAGCCUGCAGGAAGAGGAAGGCGAUAACUACAUUUACGCUACUGCGGAUCGAUCCAUCUGCCCAGACCUUCAGUUCUGCUACAGAUGCCGAAAACUGUUGUUUAAUUCCAGUUUUUUUUUUCUUGUGCAAUAUAUGGGUGUCUGUUCAGGGAAGGACAUUUCAGACGAGCUUUUUAAACCCUUAGAGUUGGAACAAUCAUGGGAGACAACAGCAGAUACAGAAGGACACACCGCAUGCAUUGAAGAUGGAGUGUCUGUUGAUGCUGUGCCAAUCAUCACUACAGCAGAGCAUUUCACAGAAGACAAUGAGCCAGGCCCAAGUGCAGCUGAAGAGGUCGUUGGGUCUUUAGAUGGACAGCUUGAGGAGAUUUUUGGGAUGCUGAAAAAGAAGCUGAAUGAGGAUGCAAGUUUUACACCGCCUGUAAGAGCUUUUGUGUCCAGUUUCUUUCAAAUAAAGACUGACAGUGCUCUUCAGGCAUCACUCUUUUCCUUUGGUAAGACCACUCCGAUAAUCAAUCAGAUCAAUGUACUACCAGCUACAGGUCCACGGAGGAGAGGGGCUUUGGCUGGACGAAGAGCUGUUGGCAGACCUCCAAAGAACUCAAGAAGAGAGCACCCAUACUGCAACAGCAGAUCCAACAACAAUCCCCAAACUCUCACAUUCUGUUUGCAAGACAAUAACACCCUUGAGAAGACAGACUAACCUCCUGUCCCCAACACACCACCGCCACCAGCAUGUGGUGGGUUAAGAGAUCCAAACACUAUAUAGAAGCUAUUAAAUCAAUAAGCCUUGAGAAGCUUGGCAUGAACAUCAUGAAACCUGAGCAUUACAAGAAAUCAGUGUUUACACCAUUUAUUUUAUAUUUCUGGUAUUGAUGUGCACAAUUCAACAAUGCACAUUAUUCUAAAAGAGAAAACAUUGUAAUUUUGAUAAUAAUGUAAUAAACUGGCUCCAUUCAGGUAUGAAACACCCACUUUUCACCAUGCAGUCAAUUGACUGAAUAAAAAUCAAGUUCCACCCUUCAUUUUUUCCCUAUUCAUUGAAUGUUCUGUUUCAGUUUGUAUUGUCAUAUUAUGACUUUAUAUAAUAAUUGCACCUAUGCUGGCCACCAUAUAUUUCAAGGUGUCCAGACACCUGUAACUUACCUUUUAACAACCCUAUACAAACAGAAAAUGUGUUUCUGAUGUCUUCAUUGU
Molecule: messenger RNA, 2280 nt
Organism: Sinocyclocheilus anshuiensis
Lineage: Eukaryota; Metazoa; Chordata; Actinopteri; Cypriniformes; Cyprinidae
Exons: 10
Coding region: 68-1786 (572 amino acids)
Source: RefSeq, a predicted model, not a curated record